Molecule: messenger RNA, 862 nt
Organism: Drosophila innubila
Lineage: Eukaryota; Metazoa; Arthropoda; Insecta; Diptera; Drosophilidae
Product: transcription factor Adf-1-like
Exons: 2
Coding region: 107-766 (219 amino acids)
Biological process (GO): regulation of transcription by RNA polymerase II
Cellular component (GO): transcription regulator complex; nucleus
Molecular function (GO): DNA binding
Source: RefSeq, a predicted model, not a curated record
UUCGCAGAUCUUAAAGCUUUUUCAGCUCAGCUCUGCUUGAGCGAUCAAUUGUGUUUGUUUUCGUCAGCUAGCUGAGAGCGGAAAGAUUAUCAGUGAGAGAGCAGUAAUGGACAGCGUAACGUUGAUCAGUGAAAUUAAGCGUAUGCCGGCGUUGUGGGAUAAGCAAAAUAAGAACUUUUCAAAUCGAAUUAUAACAACAAAAAACUGGCAAUUGAUUGCUGAUAAAAUGGGCGUAACUACGGAUCAGUGCAAGAAAAAAUUUAAAUACUUAAAAGAUGCAUAUCGCAAGGCCCAUCGAAAAAUGCCAAGACAUGCCUCAGGGACAGCAGCAUCGGAACUUUACAUUUCAAAAUAUAAGUACUACAAUUUAAUGAUGUUUUUAUAUGAUGAUGUGGCCAACAGUUGUGCGGUCGAUUUUCAAAGCUCCCAAGACAGCCUUGUCGAUGAGUGCUCAAUGUCAAUGUCAUACGUGAACGACACUUCAUUUGAGAAGACAAUAAUGAAACAGGAAAUUGACAAUAAUGAUGACUUCCAACUGCCUGGACUGUCCAGCAAACAAGAUACAAACAUAGAACGAAUUGAAAUCGAACAGAAAAGAUUAAGAUUUUUAGAAAAGGAUGUCGACACCAAUGAAGACGUGGACAAUGACGACUUACAUUUUUAUAAAAGCUUAAUUCCUCAUACCAAGGGCCUCUCAUCAGUCGAAAAAUUACGAAUGAGAGUAGAAAUCCAAAAUAUAGUUUUAAAAUAUUUGGAAAAGAGGUAGAAACACAAAUUAAUUAGUUAAAAAUAAAACAUAAUGUAACAGAAAGCCAUUUUGUGCCCUUCGCUCUUAUCAUUCUUUUAUAUGACGUAUUUUUAA